AUGCUUGGACUACUUGUUGCAAGUGGAUUCUCAAAGCUCCAUCCUACAUGCGAUAUUCCAUAUAAAUUCCCCGAGCCUUUGAACACAUCUGAGUAUAUUCCAGAACAUAUGGAAAUUGUACUUCGACAUGGAGCACGAACACCAAUUACAAUGUGGCUCAAGACAGAAGAAAGAGGUAAAUGGCAAUGCGAUGCAGAUGAUGCACGCGCUUCACGUAUUGAAGUUUCUCCAAGGAAGAAUGGAAGAAGAGUCCACAAAAUAUUUGAAGAGAGACUUUCCGAAUAUCCAACAAAUUGCAAUGCUGGUGAUCUAACAGUUGAAGGUAUGGAACAGCACCUCAAACUUGGUGCUGCAUUUAGAGAAUAUGCUAUUAACAAGAUCAAGCUUAUUCCUGAAUAUUAUGAUCCAAGACUUAUUUCAGCACGAGCUACAUGGUAUGAAAGAACAUACAGAUCUGGUGUUUCAUUUUUACAAGGCUUAUAUCCAGUACAAGACUCAAAUGAAUAUAUUGAUUUCCUUGUAGGUACAAAGAAUAGAGAUACAGUUCAUCCAAACAAUAAGAUGUGCCCAGAUCUCAAGAAGCUAUCAGCAGACUUCUUUGCAUCUUCAACUUAUAUGGAUGUGCAUAAUGAAGUUAUGAAGUAUGCACAGCCACUUUAUGAUUUAACAGGAAACACAGAUAAGUCACCAGAAGGUUUGGAAUCAAUGUGUGAUUGGGCUAUCACCUAUUAUUGCAAUGAACAAAAAUUAUUCCCAAUUAUUACCGAUGAAUUGAUUGAACAAUGCAGAAAGGUUCAAGCAUAUCACUUUUACAGAAUCUCAUUCUUUAAUGAAACUCAAGGUUGCGUUGGUGGUGGACCUAUUUUCAGACAGUUAUUCAAGAAUUAUGACGAAAGAGGAGAAAAGAAACUUGAUGUUAUUGCUGCUCAUGAUUCCGUUAUUGCAUUUGUAUUGUCAUCACUUGGAAUUGGAGGAGAUUGGGUAAUGACUCCGCCAUAUGCUUCAUACAUCACAAUGGAAACAUAUCUUAAGGAUGAUAAAACCUGGAUUAGAUUCACUUAUAAUGGCGAAGUAGUUAACAUAUUUAACAGGUACCAAAUUAUGGAAAUUGGAGAAUUUCGAUCAGCCAUUCAAAAUGUUCUUCAAAAUUGCUACCCAGACUUACCAUAA
Messenger RNA from Trichomonas vaginalis G3, 1170 nucleotides. RefSeq names its product histidine acid phosphatase. NCBI's taxonomy places the organism in Eukaryota, Parabasalia, Trichomonadida, Trichomonadidae. Gene Ontology annotation, molecular function: phosphatase activity. The coding region runs from base 1 to 1170 and encodes 389 amino acids. The record is from RefSeq and is a predicted model, not a curated record. The transcript has a single exon. Gene Ontology annotation, biological process: dephosphorylation.